Molecule: messenger RNA, 2250 nt
Organism: Meira miltonrushii
Lineage: Eukaryota; Fungi; Basidiomycota; Exobasidiomycetes; Exobasidiales; Brachybasidiaceae
Exons: 1
Source: RefSeq, a predicted model, not a curated record
CUUCCCCCCACUUUAUACGGCCAAGCUUGGGCUAAAACAAGCUGCCGAAUCAAAUAACAGAGGCCAUACGCCCACCUUGUUUGUUUCAUCCACAAAAAAGUUCGGAUGAUUGAAAUAUGAAGAUCCCAUGGUGCCGAUGAUUAAUACGGGCUCAGCAAAUGCUGUUGAUCAAUUUCAUUUUACAACCAUCAUCCUCUUUGAUCCCAAUGCUAUCCUUUGGUCAAUUAUAGUCUCUUCUCAAGUAUCGCCAUUAUUGUCAUCCUACAAUUGACAUGUAUCAAUCGUACCAAUGACAUCCUAGAAUUAAUCAAAAUUCUUGAUUCAACACCUACUAUCACACAAUGAUAAACCUUUGGGCUCCCUCUUUUGGGGACGUAUAUCUUCAACCGCCUAUUGACUAUACCGUACCUGACAAUUACCAUCCUACCCAUCCGAUAUCGGCUGAAGGCUGGGCUGCAACCCAAUGGUAUUCAAGCGUGGCAGGAUUACUUAUUGUGCCAACAAUAAUUCCUCUUUUGGCGUUUUAUGAACAUACGAUUCACAUUACAACAGAAUCGGUAAUAUGGUGGAGAUUGUGUCAUAGAAAACGUACAAAGCGAGGCGUGAUGCCUUUGGCAAUUUUGUGGUUACGUUAUUGGACAUUGAUGCUUGGAAUAUUACUGGCCGUCACUAUGUGGAGUCCAAAUCAAACGCUACAAAGAUGCUCGACAAAGAUAUGGCCACUCACAUUUGCAAUUUCUACUUUGGUAUCAAUUUCAACAGCAUGCGUAAAUGCAUGGCGAUCAAGGACGAUCACUAGAGCGGCAAUCCAAUCGACUCGGUAUUAUUCCCUUUUACAGAUUGUAUGCGCUUUCUUCGUUUUGGCACGUUUGGCAGCACUUGUGACAGCAUUCGUUUUUCAGCAUUUCUCCUUUUCGUAUUUGAGCCUCGUUCGCCGUUCAGACAAACCUAUGCUUGAAGCUACUUGCCUUUCGUUCUCGCUCGCACUAUCGCAAAAGAUGAAAUUGGCACCGGAGCUUCGUCAGGAGUACAACUAUCUGGCUCCCAUUUACACAAUCUUUGCCCUUUUGGUGACGCUAACUGUGUCCGAUCUGGUCUUGGCAAUGGCGACGCUUUCUAGCAUCCUGAAGCUAAAGCGAAACAUUUCAACAGAAUCCAAUCUGAUCUCAAGCCUAUUCAAUAGCUCGAUCAUGUACUACACGAUUUUGAUCGUGUUGGAUUUGGCAGGAUUGGCAUACUUUGUCGCUACUUCCGAUUCAAAGAUUGUAUUCUUGCUGAUCACGAUUGGUUCAAUCUUGACAGUACGAGUUUUGAUUAACGAACAAGAUUGCAUCUUGGCAGCAAGUAGAAAUGCUCGUUCUUAUUGGACAAAAGGCAUGACCGAAAAUCCACCAAUUGCAGGUGCAGAACGAAGUGCAUGGACGCAAAAUCCUGCACAUAUGGGCGCAUUUGAACGUCAUUUCGUUGCUCCUGGAUUACGAGCAAGGAUGGCACAAAUGGACGAAAAGGAUGCAGGUGGUGGUGCAUUGGCAUUAUCGCCAACGCCUUUUAAUGAGGUGGGAAAUGUUGGCAUGCAAAGAAGAGGAGCGGGAAUGACGGAUAUCGAACGGGUAACCGUUUUGGAAGCGGGCAGGAGCAUUGACAGACCUUGGCCUGUAUGGGAAGAUGAUGACACAGAGGAAGAUGAUCGACCGGGGAUCACUUCAGCCGAUCGUGCCAGAUCUGCAUUUUGGCAACGAAAACGGAUAGAAGGUGAACGGAACGGCAUCCAGACUUUGAUUCGAGAAUGGUGGAGAGAUGUAGAAGAUGCGAACCCUUUGUCUCAACCAAGCUAUAAUCUUCGUACGCAUGAUGGUACAUUGGAUAUCCGUUCAAACGCUUUCUCAAAGAAGCCUUUUCAGGCUGAAGCUGCCAAACCGUCUGCAGCCCCACAAUCAACGCCUUCACUGAAACCAGUGGCGGCCGAAGAAUCAACGGGUGAAUCGAGCGAAGAAGAUGAAAUUGCAAAUGAAGGCGAUCAUCGAAUGAGCACAUCUCAUUCUUUGACUUCUUUAGACAGACCUGCUAAAUCAAAGCGUCAACGUCGAAGGGCUGCAUCGCUUGAUAGCUAAUAUAUUGCAUAGUUUGCCCCCCCACUCAAAGAAAUGUUUUCUUUUUGUUGUAUAGUAUAGUAUUUGUAUUAUUUCCUUUAUACACUCUGAUAGUUGCAUUUGUCAGCUUCUUGUAUCAAUUUGAUUUGUUUAAAAACAA